AUGCCCCCCAAACGAACCCUAAAAUACCACCUCUUCCUCAAACCGGUUGCCUUCCUCCUCCGCGCCCUAGCCUACACCCUCGUCCCCCGCAUAACCCCAACGCCAACAACAACCCUCCACAUCCCAUCCCGCGACCCCCAAAGAACCAUCAAAGUGCACGUCUACCGCCCCUGCAGCCCCGAAAAGGGCCCGCACCCGGUCCUCCUCAACUUCUGCGGCGGCGGCUUCAUCAUCCAAGGCCACGGCCUGGACCACACCUACUGCAGCCACAUUGCCGCGCACACCGCCUACACCGUCUUCGACGUGCAGUACCGUAUGGCUCCCGAGCAUCCCUUCCCCGCGGCCCUCGAAGACGCAGAGGAUGUGCUGGCCUAUGUGCGCGCGCGCCCGGAGACGUAUGAUGCGGGUCGUGUGGGCGUGAGCGGGUUCUCAGCGGGGGGCAAUCUGGCGACCAGUCUGGCGGCGAAUCAUGAGGGCCCCUUUAAGGUGCUCGUGGCGUUUUAUCCGGUCGUGGAUGCUGCCAGGCCGUCUGCGGAGAGAACGGCGCCGGAGGUUGGGGGGUGGACGUUGCCGAGCUGGUUUGUGAGGUUUUGUACGGUGGCUUAUUUGAGUGCCGGGUUUGAGGGUCGGGAUGUGAGGGUUUCGCCGCUGCGGAGGGCGGUUGGGGAUGGUGCUGGGUGGAGGGUGGAGAGGGCUUUGUUGGUUUCUGCUGCGAGGGAUGUGUUGGCCCCGGAGGUGGAGGAGUUGGGGGGAAUGCUUGCUAAGGGUGGGAAUGGGGGGUUUCUGAAGAAGGUCGUUGUUGAGCGGGUGGAGGGCGUGGGGCAUGCUUGGGAUAAGGUUGCGAAGGAGGGAACGGUGGGCUGGGAGAAGAUGAUGAGGGUUUAUGGGAUGGUGGUGGAUUUGUUGGAUUAG
Aspergillus bombycis is the source of this 912-nucleotide messenger RNA. Its product is annotated as esterase/lipase. The coding region runs from base 1 to 912 and encodes 303 amino acids. The transcript has a single exon. Lineage: Eukaryota; Fungi; Ascomycota; Eurotiomycetes; Eurotiales; Aspergillaceae. Gene Ontology annotation, molecular function: hydrolase activity. The record is from RefSeq and is a predicted model, not a curated record.